Messenger RNA from Neogale vison (American mink), 4491 nucleotides. It is a transcript of the gene B3GAT1, whose product is annotated as beta-1,3-glucuronyltransferase 1. The record is from RefSeq and is a predicted model, not a curated record. Gene Ontology annotation, cellular component: Golgi membrane. Bases 944 to 2254 code for a protein of 436 amino acids. Gene Ontology annotation, molecular function: galactosylgalactosylxylosylprotein 3-beta-glucuronosyltransferase activity. Gene Ontology annotation, biological process: chondroitin sulfate proteoglycan biosynthetic process; carbohydrate metabolic process. NCBI's taxonomy places the organism in Eukaryota, Metazoa, Chordata, Mammalia, Carnivora, Mustelidae. The transcript has 6 exons.
GAAAACACACUGUUUCCCAAGCUGGGUGGGUGGGGGUCGGACAGAGGUUCUCCUUGACCUUGGCUCUUGACACUGCCAGAGGGGGAGAACAUGUGCUACCGGGGCUGGACUGGGCAGCUUCCAUUUCCAAGGCAUAUCACUGCCCAGGGCUGGGCACUAGAGGCAGUGGGCAUGCCAGAACCAGCCAAGGGCUGCCUGGAUCCUGCAUCUUGCACAGGGCUCAGCACAGAAGGAGAAAGGAAGGCAGAGAAUAAGGUGUGACAGUCUCCACAGUGGUCAUGAGGGCUCUGUGCCUACUGUCCUUGUCACACAAGACAAGGCCCAGAGAAGGAUGCUGCUGACAGACACUCUCUCUGCAGAACUGAGGCUACCGGGCUCAUCCUACUUACAGAAAGGGAAUCUCUCCUGGAACCCCGUUGUUUGCAUUGUAAGUGCUGUCUCCUCAGCACUUACUAAGGGACCCUCUUCACCUUGCUGAUAUCCAAGCCAUGUGAAAUUCACAAAAAUUCCCAACGAGAUGUUGACAAAGGGAAGGCACUUGUUGCAUUUCCUUCUGGGGCCUAUCCCCAAAAACAUCUUUUGUUGGCCCUCACCCCAAAGUUGACCCCUUUAUCUAGGCUAUGAAAGAAACCAUCUGGACACAUGUGGACAUCAGAGUAGCUAACAGGUCUUGAGUUACUCACUCAAGGUACCAGACGCCAUUCUGUGGCCUUUGUGGGUAUGAACUAAUUUAAUUCUCAAAACCUUGUGAAAUAGGUAGUGAUCAUACCCCAUUUCACAGAUGAGAAAACAGAGAGGCACAGACAGCACCCAUAACUUGGUAAAGAGCAUAUGACUUGUUGGUGGCAGAGUUGGGAUUUAAAACAAGGCACGUGUGUCUCAAGGUCAUGCCCGUAACUUCUGGGCCCUGCUGAAUCAUGUAACUGGGCACCACCAUGUCCCCAUGCCUGUGGGGGACAGAAGCUCAUUUCAUUCAGGCAGGCAAACUGGGGCAGUCCUCAGGGAGAUGGCAAUCCACGCUCUACUGGGAAAACCCCAAUGCUGUGAGCCCCACAGCAAGGCCCCAGGUCUCUGGCCAUCCUGUUCUGCUCUCUCUUGCAGGUGUCCACUUCACAGGGUUCCUGAUCGUGCUCUUGGACAGCCACCCCUUCUCAGUCUCUGGUCUGGCCAGACUCCGCAAACCUGCUUCCGCAAUGGGUGGGUUGUGAGUGCUGGUAACGAGGAGCUGUGGGCCCAGCCAGCCUUGGAGAUGCCGAAAAGACGGGACAUCCUUGCGAUUGUCCUCAUCGUAUUGCCCUGGACACUACUUGUCACCGUGUGGCACCAGAGCACCAUCGCGCCUCUGCUCACCACGCACAAGGAUGACGGCAGUGACCCCCGGCGCGACGCGCCCCCGGGCGCUGACCCCCGGGAAUACUGCAUGUCGGACCGUGGCAUCGUGGAGGUAGUGCGCACGGAGUACGUGUAUACACGGCCCCCGCCGUGGUCGGACACACUGCCCACCAUCCACGUGGUGACGCCCACCUACAGCCGCCCGGUGCAGAAGGCUGAGCUGACACGCAUGGCCAACACGCUGCUGCACGUGCCCAACCUGCACUGGCUGGUGGUGGAGGACGCGCCGCGCCGGACGCCGCUCACCGCACGCCUGCUGCGCGACACCGGCCUCAACUACACGCAUCUGCACGUGGAGACGCCCCGCAACUACAAGCUGCGCGGCGACGCCCGCGACCCGCGCAUCCCGCGGGGUACCAUGCAGCGCAACCUGGCCCUGCGCUGGCUGCGUGAGACUUUCCCGCGCAACUCCAGCCAGCCGGGCGUGGUCUACUUCGCCGACGACGACAACACCUACAGUCUGGAGCUCUUUGAGGAGAUGCGCAGCACCAGGAGGGUGUCUGUGUGGCCCGUUGCCUUCGUUGGUGGCCUUCGGUACGAGGCCCCACGGGUCAACGGGGCAGGGAAGGUGGUCGGCUGGAAGACAGUGUUCGACCCACACCGACCAUUUGCAAUAGACAUGGCUGGAUUUGCCGUCAACCUGAGGCUCAUUCUACAGCGUAGCCAGGCCUACUUCAAGCUGCGUGGUGUGAAAGGAGGCUACCAAGAAAGCAGCCUCCUCCGAGAACUUGUUACCCUCAAUGACCUGGAGCCCAAGGCAGCCAACUGCACCAAGAUCCUGGUCUGGCACACACGGACAGAGAAGCCAGUGCUGGUGAAUGAGGGGAAAAAAGGCUUCACUGACCCUGCUGUGGAGAUCUGAGCCCCAGGAUACAGGAGCCUCCUUCUCAGAUCCUGUGCCUGGCCUUCCAUCCUCUCCCCAUGGCUGAUGGUCCCUCCGGGGCAAACUCCUAAGGAAUCACCAUCAUUCUACUUUCUAUUCUGGGAGCUUCAGAGAGAGCCCAGCUUGAUGCCAGGACAAAGGACGGAGAACCUAAAGCACAGAAAUCCCAGACCUGUUGUUCUCUUCCAUCUAGCAUGACCAGGGGCCCAGCUGCUAGCCAAGCCAUGCCAGCCAGCGAACCAGUGCCCCAGCAUGCCUCCCCAGAGCUUCCUGCACUGACGGGGCCUGCGGGAGCAGACGCAACGGGCACUGAAGCCCUGGAGUGAGGCCAGGCUGGGAGAGAGGUGAAAAGACCCCGGCUGUCAAGUGCAGUGUGGCCUUCCCUGGCUCCCUGCUCCUGGGGCCCAGCAUGACCGCACAGGCCAUCCGGCCAGGGAAUUCUGAAGACUGGAGAGCAGCCCCCUGCCCAGGCAUCAGGAACACCCCCUCCCCUCCUCAGAGAGCUGCUUUCAAGUAGACAUACCUCUCUGGCUUUCCUCUGGUUCUCAUUUCCAGAGCAUAAGUCUGUCUUUGAUCCCAACUGGUGACCACCCUGCAUGAGGGGAACCUGAGCCUGCCGUCAGGCUCCCCCAUACCUCAGGCUGUGGUAGGAGUGGAGCCCCUUACUCUGGCCCCACAUCCCCAAGCCUGCUCCUUCCAGUACAGAGAAGGAGGUGGGCCCUUGAGCCAGCACAGGUCAUGGACUGACCUGGACUAAGACCAUGCAGGCCCCUGUCUAGACACUGCCUCCCCACUGUCCGCUGGGCUCCAGGGCCCCUCGCCUGGGCUGGGACUGGAGAGGUGAGGAGCCCUCUUUCUGGAGCUCUUGAGAACCACAGACCUCAGGGGCUAACGUGAGCCAGGGGUGGACAAGGUGGAAAGAAGAGGGAGGUAGGGGCAGUUCCAUAUUCCUUCCUGCCUCUGGUUGGGAGGGGUGGGGGGGAGGGGUAAGGGCCUUGGGUUAACAGAAGGAUUUGUGGAAAAGGGGCAGAGAUCAUCUGGACCCUGAGGGGAAAGGAAACCUGAGCACACACUACUUUGGAAAAUCAUUCUAUUUUAAACACAUAAUGGGAACGAAAACCUCCCUUGUCCCUAAGUUGAGAGCAUGAGGAAUAAGCCUGCUGCUUGUCCUCCUCUCUCCCCAGUUACCCACCCCCAAGAGAAAGAACAGUGUGCAUGUGUUGCCCCCUGUACCAGGAGAGGCCCCUGACAGGGACAGGCCUCUUCUGAUUCUCUCACUCAUGCUCCUGAAAGUUGGAAGCACAAUUUUCCUCCCAAGUGGAGGAAAGGGAAAGGCCUGAGCCUACUGAAGAGGUGUUUAUUUUUUAAUGCUAACAGCCCCCCCACCCCCCGUUUAAACUCACAGGACCAGUCUGAGGACUGCUGAGAACCCACUCCUGGGUGGGUGGGUAGGAGUCAGUCCAGCAACCUAACAUUCAAAAAAUAGCCUUGGCUGCCGAUUUUGAAAUGGAUUUAACUUCCCACAGCAUUCGUGAAACCGUCCAGUGGGAUCCUGUCUGUGAGAACCCUGAGACACCUUGCGAGACGUUCCCCAGACUCUUACACUUUCGAUGGCGGCUCUGGAAUCAACCCCUCGGAGCCAAGUGGGGUGGUGCGGGAGGGAAGGGAGGAGAUGUGCACAGGGCACCCACCAAACGGGUGAAUUUAUGCCCAGGCAUGGCACUGCCUCACUCACCAAAACCAGCCCUGAAUGCUCAGGUCAGCCUGGCUGGUCUUAGGCCACCUUCUUAGCCAAAAACCCAGGGCUCAUUUUUCAGGAAAUUGAUAAUGAACAACAAAAUGGGAUAUCCUCUCUCUGUUUUUGUUUUUGUUUUUUUGGCAGAUGCUAUUUCUGUUGUUUCCACCUAAUAGCCUCUCUCUUAGCUGCAUGUAUAUUUAUUUAUAAUUAUAAUCCUGGUGGACUGCAGCUUUCAUCUUUGUUGGGAAUGAGUUUUUUCCAAAUCAGAGCUGGGUCCAUUACAACAAUUUGUUUCCCAGACCCAGUCUGUUCCUGUUCCCCACCACAAAGGAGUGAGGCUGGGGGCUCAGAGCCCCGAGAACAGAGCCUGUGGGGGAGGGCAGAGCCCAUGCAGCUGCACCAUCUGGUCUGUUUUAAUUUAACUGUAUUUAAUUUGUUUCCAAAAUUAAAAGUCAAACAUGGUUUUUAACAGCCCUAA